Darwinula stevensoni is the source of this 3261-nucleotide messenger RNA. Lineage: Eukaryota; Metazoa; Arthropoda; Ostracoda; Podocopida; Darwinulidae. The record is from the annotation of a GenBank genome assembly.
GCAUCCAAGGCGAUCGAGCGAGCCUCCAGUGUUCGUCCUCCCUCCGGAGAAUGUCGUUGCCGUUCCUCCUCCUCCUGGCCGCGCCGAUCCUCGGGGCGUGGGCCUGUCCCCCGAACCUCGGCGUGUGCAAAUGCAGCCCGAACCCGAAAUUCGGCGGACGACCCAUCCUGGACUGCUCCCUCGCCUCCGACCCCGCCGACCUCGAGCGCAUCGAAGGCCUCAACAUCCGUCCUCCCGUCUACUUCUCCCAGAUCGUCGUCCGCCGCUCGAAACUCACCGAACUCCCGGCGAACUCCUUCGGCCUGGCCCACGCCGACGAGUACAUCAUCGAGAACAACCCCGUCAUGGAGUCCAUCGAACCGAAGGCCUGGGGCGAGAACGCGAAUCCCAAGUCCGUCUCCGUCCGCAACAAUCCCAUCCUCGAGAGCGUCAACUUCAAGGAUUUCCAAGCAUUCACGAAUCUGGAGUUGCUCUGGAUGAACGACAACCGACUGUUGGAGGUGCCGGACUUCGCCUUCGACGGGAUCUCCCGGAACCUCCGAGAGAUCCACCUGCAACGGAACGUGAUCCUGGACAUCGGGCCCUUCGCCUUCCGGGGGCUCCCGGCCCUCCAGCGGCUGGACCUGUCGGGGAACCAGAUCGCGGAGAUCCCGUCGGGGGGGCUGUACUUCGACGUGGCGCCGGCCCUCGUCGACCUCAGUCACAACCGGAUCACUAGCAUUGACCCGGAUGCAUUUUCGAGCAGCGUCCCUGGCACGGGAGCCCUGGCGAAGCACAUCGACCUGUCCUCCAACACCAUCAGCACCCUGGAUCGGUUGGAAUGGGAGCCGUUCUUGAGUCGUUUGGACUUCUUGAAGACGGCUUCUGAGCCCACGACCACGACCACGACCGCGGCUCCCUUCUCUUUCUUUUCGUUGUCUCCUUCCGCUGCGGGGAAUUCUCUGGCCGAACCUCGUCGAGCACCCGAGUCCAAUCCGACUCAAAAUCUCCUCCUUCAGAUCCUGGAGAGGUUGGCUGCUAUCACAGGGGUUCCACAGCCAGGUGCGAAAGCAGCUCUACCAGCUGAACCUCAACCAGCUGCCCCACAGCAGCUGAUUCCUCUACUUAGUCAGCCUGUCGUUACCGAACCACCUCCUCCACCCCCGCCAACGACCGUUUCCACCACCACAACCACGACCACCACCACAGCUCGGCCUGUCAUCACCCCAGCCCCAGCCCCAGUCCCACCACCACCCCCUCCUCCUCCUCCUCCUCCUCAGCCUCAGCCUCAGCCUCCGACUACAGCAGCCCCUCCUUCACCUGCAGUAGCCGAGGCUGCGCCUGACUUGAUCUUCCAACUCCGUGAGGAACUCCUUGCUGCAAUCAAGGCCAACCCUCGUGCAGCCGCUGAAGCGGCUGGAAUUUCAGCCAAGGCUGUGGAACAAGCAGCUAUGAAUGCUGCCAAGGCAGUGGAAAGGGCAGCAACGCACACAAAUCCCGAUCCCACUCCUCAAGUGAGAAAGAAGCGGAUGAUUGCAAAUCUUCUGGAGCGACUUCGGGCCAAGCGUCAAAUAAACACUAUCUCUGGACCUGUAGCCUCUGUCCCUCUCCUCCCUCCCUACAGCAUCAACUUAGCUGGGAAUCCCCUCAGCUGCAACUGUGAGGUGAAAUGGGUUGCUGACUUCAGCCACAAAUAUUCUGAUCAACUUCUGAACCUGAUGUGUGUUGAAAACAACCAAACCUAUGGUGGUGUAAUGAUGGAUCAGAGACGAGAAGGGCUCGUAUUGAGACGAAAUGCUGCUAAAGAGGCUUCAAGUGCUGAAAGCGGAGCCAGGAGUGAUGACAUCUAUGAUUUGAAACGAAGGCAGGAAGAGCCUGAGCCUGAAGAUGGAGAUUCUAAGGAAACUCGCCUCACUCUGUUAGAAGAAGUCCUCCUUCUUGGACUAAAGGAUAAAGAAGGCUACACAUCAUUCUGGAAUGACUGCAUCAGUUCGGGGCUUCGAGGUUGCAUCCUGAUUGAACUUGCUGUGAGGGAUAGAAUCGAACUGGAGAAGAGCGGGUACCGAACUCGACGUCUCACAAAUCGCCGAGUUGUUGUGAAGAAUGCUGCUCCCACUGGUGAUGUUCUUCUUGAUGAAGCACUAAAACACAUCAAAGACACAGAUCCCCCAGAAACCGUCCAGACUUGGAUUGAAUACCUCAGUGGAGAGACCUGGAUCCCAACAAAGCUGAAGUACCAACUGAGAAACGUUCGUGAGCGGCUGGCCAAGAAUCUGGUGGAGAAGGGCGUUUGUUCAACAGAGAAGCAGAAUUUCCUUCUCUUUGACAUGACAACCCACCCACUCAAGGAUAACAACAUCAAGGGGAAACUUGUAAAGAAGGUUCAAGACGCCGUGCUGAGCAAGUGGGUGAACGACGCCCAACGGAUGGACAAGCGACUCCUCUCCCUCAUAUUCCUGGCACACGCCUCGGACGUGCUGGAGAACGCGUUCGCGCAACUCAACGACGACGACUACGAGGUCGCCAUGAAGCGAGUCCGGGAGCUGCUGGACCUGGACUAUGAACUCGAGGCGGGGAAGCCCAACGCCAACGAGGUCAUGUGGGCCACGUUCGCCGUUUUUACUAAAUGAGAUUCGCGAAAACGUUUCGGACCGACAUCCCUUCCUUUACCUGCUUUGGAGCACUUUCCUCGAUUCCGAGUCUUGUCUGCGAUUCUGAGAUUCAUAUUCGGAUGAUGGAGCAAUUCUGAUGACACGUUUUGAUGAUUAUUUCCGAUCGAUGGAGGAAUUCAAUGGUGCUGCGACCUCCUUCGUUUCUUUCCUGAGGUUAAUUUAAAUCUUUCUUUCCCGAGUCAGAGGUGCCGGCUCUGAUGUUGCAGAGGGGCUCGUCAGUUGUUGCCUUGUGCCACGUUUGUUCAUAAAAAAAAUUCCUCCUGUUUUGAAUCGAUAUUUGUGUAUGCUGCGAUUCCAGCACCCGAUCGGGGUGAUGAUAUGGCGAAGUUCCCGGCGGAAGGGGGAUUGGGGGGGAAAGCACUGCAUCGUUUGCGACUUUUUGUUUGAUAUCACCCUUUGAUGCACAUUCCACUGCUGAUACAGGUGAUGGAAAAUUUUUCUUUUAAUCAUAACUGCAGGACUUGGGAUGCAUCACCGUGAAGUAUUUUCUCUCGUCAGUCGCCACCACAUUAGCCCUGUAUCUUGCUGUGUUUGUACAUUGUAUUAGAAGAGAGUCUCUUAUGUCCUGGGAUCCAUGAAAAUAAAGAAUAAAGGGUUUUAUAUUUGAGAA